Messenger RNA from Trichoplusia ni (cabbage looper), 6507 nucleotides. RefSeq names its product myosin-VIIa-like. The record is from RefSeq and is a predicted model, not a curated record. Gene Ontology annotation, cellular component: myosin complex; cytoskeleton. Gene Ontology annotation, molecular function: ATP binding; protein binding; cytoskeletal motor activity. Bases 89 to 6430 code for a protein of 2113 amino acids. The transcript has 11 exons. Lineage: Eukaryota; Metazoa; Arthropoda; Insecta; Lepidoptera; Noctuidae.
CAGUAUUCAAACGAUCAUCACGCGGGGAUUGCGAUUGUAGACAUGUUUAAUAUUCGUUUUAUUGUGAAGUGAAUCUCAAGACAUAGUAAUGGGUAGUCGCGUGCGUCUUUCAGACCACGUCUGGCUAAAGCCGGUGGGUACGUCAGAGUUUGACGUGCCCAUUGCUGUGAAUGUACAAAGACAGUCGGGCGACAAACUUGAAGUGAAGGACUACGAUGGCAACGUUUUCACGACUUCAGUUCAAAAUGUCCUCAAGCCGCUACACUCGACGUCAGUCACAGGCGUCGAAGAUAUGAUCACGCUUGGAGAACUCCAAGAGUAUACCAUCCUUCAUAAUCUUCAUAUGCGGUACACUAAGCAGCUAAUUUACACAUACACAGGAUCAAUGUUAAUAGCCAUAAACCCGUACGAGAUCCUACCUAUAUACACCAUGGACCAAAUCAAUUUCUACCAAGAGAGGAGUUUGGGAGAAAUACCGCCUCAUAUCUUCGCGAUAGGUGAUAACUCGUACAGAGAACUUUUGGACACUUCCUCUAACCAGUGUAUCGUCAUCAGUGGGGAAAGUGGUGCUGGCAAAACCGAGAGCACAAAGCUGUUAUUACAAUACUUAGCUGCAGCUAGUGGGAAACACUCCUGGAUCGAACAACAGAUUCAAGAAACAAACCCCAUUUUAGAAGCCUUCGGUAACGCUAAGACUGUGAGAAACGAUAAUUCGUCUAGAUUCGGAAAAUAUGUAAACAUUUACUUCAGCAGAAAGGGAAUCAUUGAAGGAGGAAAUAUAGAUCAAUAUCUUUUGGAGAAAUCAAGAAUUGUGUUCCAAAAUAAAGGGGAAAGGAACUACCAUAUUUUUUACUCGCUCGUUACUGGAUUAUCACCAGAUGAAAAGAAGAAGCUAGAUUUAGGUCGUCCUGAAGAUUACAAUUAUUUAAAUUCUGGAAAUAUGUUGAAAUGUGAAGGUCGAAACGACAGCUUGGAGUUUAACGAUAUAAGAUCCGCAUUUAAGGUUCUUAAUUUCCCUGAUAAUGAGGUAUGGGGAACGUUCAGUCUUCUAGCAGCCAUACUGCACUUGGGGAAUUUGAAAUUCAAGUCGUUUAACAUUAACAACAUCGAGUCUUCAGAAGUUACUGAUGCAAUUAAUGCUAAUAGGAUUGCCACUCUUUUGGGCGUCAACAAAGCAAAGCUGUGCGAAGCUUUAACAAGGAAAACGUUCGUUGCACAUGGGGAUAAGGUUGUUUCGCCACUAAACGUGUCGUCCGCAAUCGAAGGUAGAGAUGCGCUAGUAAAAGCCAUAUAUGGCCAUAUCUUUGAGUACAUAGUAACCAUGAUAAACAAAACACUACACAAAGAUCAACAACUUUCAAGUGGAUCGGUCGGAAUAUUAGAUAUUUUUGGAUUCGAAAACUUCGACUUCAACAGCUUCGAACAACUUUGCAUUAACUAUGCUAACGAGAACUUACAGCAGUUCUUUGUCAAGCACAUUUUUAAACUUGAACAAGAACAGUAUGAAAAAGAGGGUAUCACGUGGACAAAUAUAAAUUAUGUAGAUAAUCAAGAAAAUCUGGAUGUACUUGGACUGAAGCCGAUGAACAUUCUUUCGUUAAUUGAUGAAGAGUCAAGGUUUCCUAAAGGAACCGACAUUACUCUGUUGUCUAAGCUGAAUAGUAAUCAUGGAGCAAGGAACUGUUACAUAACUCCAAAAUCGUCUCAUGAGCACAAAUUCAGCAUCAGACAUUUUGCGGGAGAUGUGUCAUAUACAGUUCGAGGGUUUUUAGACAAAAAUAGGGACAUGCUAACAGCAGACGUCAAAGAAAUGAUGUUGGAUUCUAGUAACACAUUCUUGAAAAAUCUCUUUUCUACUGAAUAUGCGCCCACACAAAGUGGAAGCCGAAAAACUGUGUCAUUGAGCCAUCGAUUCAAGACAUCUCUCGACUCUCUGAUGAAGACGUUGUAUGCUUGCCAUCCAUUUUUCGUGCGAUGUAUCAAACCUAAUGAAUUCAAAAAACCAAGAAUUUUUGAUAAAGGCUUAUGUGUGCGACAACUCCGAUAUGCAGGAUUGAUGGAAACCGCAAAAAUAAGGCAAGCAGGAUACCCCAUCAGAUAUUCGUAUUCGGAAUUCGUUCAUCGCUAUCGUCUGGUUGUUCCCAACAUACCACCAGCUGAUAAAACGGAUUGCAAACAAGCUGCUAAGAUAAUAUGUAAUUCAGUAUUAACCGAUCAAGAAUAUCGUUUCGGUCACACUAAAGUUUUCCUGAAAGAUAGCCACGAUGCUAUUUUGGAAGACUUGAGACACAAAGUGUUGAUAACUGCUGUUAUUAAAGUGCAGACGAAUGCGAGGAGGUUUAUUUAUAGAAGGAGGUAUUUGAGGUUGCGUGCUGCGGCUCUGCUGAUACAGAAGACUUACCGUGCUCGUGGCUACAGGACCAGAUUCCUCAUCAUGAAACGAGGAUAUUACCGUUUACAAGCUACUAUAAGAUCCCGAGAGUUGCGCAAAACUUUUACAAAUAUGAAAGUAUUCUUCAGAAAGUUCCAAGCAAACUGCAAAGGUUACUUGAUAAGAAAGUUACUCAAAGAAAAGCGUCACAUUAUUGCUGCUUCAUUGAAGCAACUACGAAAAGAAAAGAAGAAUUAUGAAAAUACAGGUAAAAGUACUCACUCUGCUGAAGACGCUCAUGAAAAGAAGUAUAACGAAAUGAUGAAAUCAAUUUGGUUCGUGAAAGAAGUACCAGCAGAGAACACUGUUCAGAACACAUCGGUUAUUGAUGACAGAUACGUUGAUGACGUAUUUGGUUUCUUGAAAGAUUCAGCAACACCGGCGGGUACGGUGCGAGGUACAGGCUUCGGAGUGACCUCUACAGCCAAACCUCAAGCCUCAUCAGUCAUUCCAUUACAAGCACUAGAGCCUGAAGAUGAACCCUUCGACGAAUUGAACUUCAGAAAGUUUGCUGCCACUUACUUCUUAGGAAACACCACACACCAGUAUUCACGAAAGCCCUUGAAGCAUUCCCUUUUAGACCUUCCCUCACCGAUCGAUAGGAUGGCUGCACAAGCAUUAUGGAUAACUAUACUUAGAUUCAUGGGAGAUUUAGCAGAACCAAAAUACGUCGAUGAUAAAAACGAUAAUAUACCUAUAAUGACGAAACUGACCGAUACCAUUGGACGUGCUUUCCAAAAGAGUAAGGAGUUUGAAGAGUACCUGCAAAAAGAUAACGACAGCCAACAAAAUAGGUCAAAACUAAUUUCUAAGACCUUAAAACGACAAACUAAACUGAACGAAGAUUUGAUGAAGAAUUUACUCAAUGACGAGGUGACUAAUGACAUGUACAGCCACUGGCUUAACUCGAGACGAAGUACUAAUUUAGAAAAACUGCACUUUAUUAUUGGACAUGGAAUAAUCAGGAAGGAAUUGAGAGAUGAGAUAUUCUGCCAGCUAUGUAAGCAACUUACUAAUAAUCCAUCGAAAGCUUCGCAUGCCCGUGGAUGGAUUCUAAUGUCUCUCUGUGUGGGCUGUUUCCCGCCUUCCGAAAAACUAGUCAAGUAUCUACGAUCCUUUAUACGUUCUGGUCCACCUGGAUAUGCUCCCUAUUGUGAAGGUAGACUCGUAAGAACAUUCAAGAAUGGACCACGAACACAACCGCCAAGCUGGCUCGAAUUGCAAGCUACAAAGACUAAAAAACCCAUGUUACUCACCGUGACUUUAAUGGAUGAGUCCAUGAAAACAGUACAGUCAGAUUCAGCAUCAAAUGCCGAAGAGAUUUGCCAGCAAAUAGCAGAAAGUGUAGAGCUAGUCGACACGUUUGGUUUCUCAUUAUACAUUACCUUAUAUGAUAAAGUCCUGUCAUUAGGAAGUGAAGCUGAACACAUAAUGGACGCUAUUUCCCAAUGUGAACAAUUUGCUAAAGAACAGGGUACACCCGAGAAAAAUGCGCCUUGGAGACUGUUCUACAGAAAAGAAGUAUUUACCCCUUGGCAUAACCCUAUGGAUGACCCCGUCGCAACUAAUUUGAUAUAUUAUCAAAUAGCGAAGGGAGUGAAAUUUGGGGAAUACAGAUGUAACUCUGAAAAGGACUUAGCCAUGAUUGCUGCCCAGCAACAUUAUAUUGAAUUCGGUCCUCGUAUUGAUCCAAACAUUUUGAGAAAAGUUAUAGUAAACUACAUACCAAACCAAUUUCUUCAGUCGAACGAUGCAGCAAUAACGAAAUGGGAGCAUUUAGUUACCAAAGCAUUCGAUACGUCAACAAGCAUUCAAAACAAAAUAGAUACACUUAAAUGUAAGGAAGAUAUUGUUAUAUUUGCAAAACUAAAAUGGCCGAUGCUGUUCUCGAGAUUCUUCGAAGCUAUUAAACUAAAAGGAGACACGAUAAACAAAGAUAUAGUGAUCAUAGCUGUUAACUGGACUGGAAUUUAUAUUGUUGACCAGCUAGAACAAAUUCUGCUAGAAAUAUCAUAUCCUGAAGUCACAUAUGUGGCAUACAACGCUGACAAAGAUUAUGAUAGCGUUGGAAGGAUUACAAUAAGGACCAUACAACAAGAAGAAUUUGAGUUCCAAAGUGUAGAUGCCAGUGAAAUGAGUUCUCUAAUCAUAUACAUGAUUGAUGGAUUGAAGAGAAGAUCAGUUUAUGUAGUUGCUCAGUCUGAUUUACAAGGUUAUAGUGAUGCAUCGUCAUUCCUUCAAUUUAAGAAAGGUGAUCUUAUUCAACUUCAGCAGGACAAUACCGGAGAAUCAUUAAUGAAUGCAACAUGGGGACAUGGUCUUUGCAAUGGCCAAGAAGGCUUAUUCCCAACUGAACAAGUUUAUAUUUUGCCUACAUUAGAAUUGCCUUCGACUACCAUUCUUGAAGUAUUCAAGAAGGGUAACAUUAAUACUGAGAAGAAAACUUUCUCUCAAUACAAUACUAUUCAACGGAAGAGAAUGCAUACACUUGAAAAAUAUGCAAAAGAGCAUUUCAGAGACAACUACGAUAUCAAUGCUACAGUUUCAAGACAAGCGACGCUGACUACGGCUAAAAGGGCUAUUGCUGGUGAUUUAUGGGCUCAUUCUAGGGAACCGCUCCGAAAGCCAUUACUCAAGAAAUUGUUGGAUGACGAGCUGCAAUCGAAAACAGCAGUUUCAGCAUUCUUUGGGAUUCUUAAGUAUAUGGGAGAUAUGCCAGCUCCAAAGGCUCGCACUGUUACUGAAUAUACGGAUGAGAUAUUUAGCGUAGCUGCAACAGAUUCCGCCUUACGGGAUGAAGUUUACUGUCAGAUCAUGAAACAGUUGACAAAUAACAGGAUACAAUUGAGUGAGGAAAGAGGUUGGGAACUAAUGUGGCUUGUUACAGGCGUCUUCGUUUGUGGACAAACACUGUUCAAAGAGCUGGUCGAAUUCCUUAAGUCACGCCCACAUCCGAUCGCCAAGGAAUGCUUGAAGAGAGUUUUCAAAACACAAAAGAAGGGACCAAGAAUGUAUCCUCCUUAUGUAGUAGAGGUGGAAGCUAUUCAACACCGAAGUAUGCAAAUAUACCACAAAGUCUACUUCCCAGAUGAUACCGACGAAGCUUUUGAAGUAGAUUCUUCUACUAAGGCCAGAGAUUUAUGUGAACAAAUAACUGGAAGGCUCAAUCUUAAGAACAGUGACGGAUUCAGCUUGUUUGUGAAAAUUGUUGACAAGGUGUUCUCAGUGCCUGAAAAUUAUUACUUCUUCGACUUCAUUCACGAACUUGUAGAAUGGAUGAAGCAAACACGCCCCAUUCGAGGUGGCGGGUCACAAAUGCAAAUGAACUACCAAAUAUUCUUCAUGAAGAAACUAUGGAUUAACACAGUUCCCGGCAAAGAUAAGAAUGCGGAUCAGAUAUUCUACUUCCCUCAAGAGUUACCGAAAUACUUAAGAGGCUACCAUAAAACUUCCAAGCAGGACCUAGCAGAAUUAGCCGCAUUAAUUUAUAGAGCAAGAUACGGCAGCGAUCAAACUUUACUUGCACAAAUUACGACCAUGCUUGAAGAUUUCAUACCUUCAGACAUGAUAAGGAUCCAAAAUAACAAUCAAUGGAAAUCGGCAAUCAGCAUGACGUAUUUACAACAGGGAGCUAUGUCAGAAAAUGAUGCCAAAGAACAGUUCCUGAAGAAAAUUUACCAGUUACCAACAUUCGGUACUGCCUUCUUUGAGGUCAAGCAAACAUCUGACCCGACCUACCCAGAAAUGGUUGUGAUCGGAAUAAACAAAAAUGGUGUUAGUGUGAUUCAUCCUCAAAGUCGAGACGUUUUAGUAACGCAUCCAUUUUCUCAACUUUCAAACUGGUCAUCGGGUAACACUUUCUUCCACAUGACUAUGGGCAACUUCCUGCGAGGAACUAAAAUACUUUGCGAGACAUCACUGGGAUAUAAAAUGGAUGACCUGAUUUCUUCAUAUAUAGCAGUGUUAAGACAGUCUCUAAAUGCAAAAUCAAGAUCAUAGAAACUAAUAUUAUUGCUAUAAUUACUACUAAAUAAUAAAAGAUUGUAAUAAUAAAGAAUUAUACAUAAAUACCUACC